GGAGACCUCCAGACAAGCUAGAGUCACGGUCAGUCUUCUGUCGACCGUGAGGAGGCGCGUAUCGAAUCGGCGUGCUACAGUAUAUUUUGUUCAGAUAGCGAGAGAUACGCCGGUAGGAAGCUGAUAAUGUUGUGUUCUUGUGCCGUGGCGAUAGUCGCCAUUCUCUACAUUUUAUUCGAUGUAAACUACUUCCUAAGAAUUAUCUUCACCAUCGUUUGGGGCAGACUUUUCGAGAAGAAGAAGAAGCUCUUCGAUACGACAACGAUUUAUGGAAUCUGCAGCACUCAGGACGUUGACCUGGUCUUGAAGCACAUGAAUAACGCACGAUACUUGCGCGAGUUGGAUUUUGCGCGUUUUUACUUUUACGAUAAUUCAGGUAUUUACGACGCGGUCGCAAAAAGAGGCGGCGGUGCUGUUCAAGGUGCAUCCACUAUACGAUAUCGUCGGGCAAUUCCUAUCUUUACGCCGUACAAGGUUACGACAAAGCUCAUUUAUUGGGAAGACAAACACUUUUAUAUAGAACAGCAAUUUAUCAGUCUCACGGAUAAUUUUAUUCGCGCCGUCGUAUUGAGCAGACAAACUGUAACCGGAUUGAAAAUUCCGGUAGCGGAUAUAAUCGCCGAAAUCGAGCCAGAAACACGCAGGCCGGAGCCCACCAAAGAACUUCAGUUGUGGCUGGAGUCCAUGGAAGAAUCAUCUCAAAGUCUGAAGAAACAGAAAUAAGAAAGAAUAUGUUCUUUUUAAUGCGUUUGUUUGACACGUUAUUUAUUUAAUAUUCUUUUAGAAUAAUUUUUAUAUUACGGUUGAUUCUUUGUUGCAAUGUGUAUAAUUUUAUACAUAUAACAGCAUAUCUAUUUAUGGUAUAAUGGUAUUUAUACGGUUGCCUUUUGAAGCUCUUUAAUUAAAAUGCUAUUUUUAAAUUUAAGAUUGUAAUAUUGAAUUAUAUAUCUUAAUAUUAAUUGAGGUACAAUGUUGAGUAGAAUUUAAUUUUGGUUUAUAUGUCGUAAAAUGUUCCUUUUUGCUCUACAAUUAGUAAGAAAUAAAAUUUUGUUAAAUUUUACUAAAUAUAUAUUACUUAUCAUUAGUUGUAACGCGUUCAUAAUCUUAUGAACGCAAUAAAUUUAAGAUAACAGGACAUUUCAUCAUUAAUGUAAAAAGUAUUUAUCUCGUGCUUAAACGAUAAAGUUCCUAAUUUUAUUAUAAAAUGUUGAUAAAACAUUGAUGAUACAAUUCUAAUAUUUGGUCAAUAAAUUUUUCUUUGAACAAA
Messenger RNA from Temnothorax curvispinosus, 1267 nucleotides. RefSeq names its product protein THEM6. The record is from RefSeq and is a predicted model, not a curated record. Lineage: Eukaryota; Metazoa; Arthropoda; Insecta; Hymenoptera; Formicidae. The coding region runs from base 127 to 723 and encodes 198 amino acids. The transcript has 3 exons.